Messenger RNA from Plasmodium cynomolgi strain B, 1013 nucleotides. RefSeq lists its product as hypothetical. The record is from RefSeq and is a predicted model, not a curated record. NCBI's taxonomy places the organism in Eukaryota, Apicomplexa, Aconoidasida, Haemosporida, Plasmodiidae. The annotation marks the transcript as partial. The transcript has a single exon.
AUGACGUCGAACUACAUUAUCCACAUCGGAAGCAAUAUUGUAAAUAAGCGAUUAAAAAUCAGUGAGUACCUGAGCAAAUACGAGCGGAGAAUAAUUGAAAAAAAUACAAGUGCCUUUUUCUACAUUUUAAUUAACCUAAUUUUUGAUGUACCAAUUGAACGGUUCCGGUUGGUCAUAAAUAGAAAAUAUAUUUUUUUGAAGAAGAAAAAAAAACUCGAUGUUGUUUUCACAAUAACGAAGAAGUUACUCAUAAUGAAUAACAUAAGCGUAAAGGAAAGGUUCCUCCGUUUUGGAGAUGGGAGAGGCGAGGACGAGAGUGAUAGCACGUGUUGUGUCACACGGCCCGGUUACUUCCCCCCCUCUGAGCACGCGCUGCAUGCCGCUCCCCACCCGGAGCACAGUUUGAACCCCCCCACGUGGGAAGCCCCAGUCAACGACGCAAAUGUCAGCCUUCUUCCCACGUGGGAAUCCCCAGUCAACGACCCAAAUGUCAACCUCCAUCCCACGUGGCGCUUCCGCCCCAAGACGGUCCUCCUAGACAACACAAUUAAAAAAAACAACCCACUCAUGAAUGAAAAAAAAGAUAUUUCUCACCACAGCAUCAUGUCGAACAUGCAUACGAAUGCAUCUGCAAAUGGAGACAAGUUAGUGGACUCGAAAAAAUUCCUACACAACUAUGAUGAGUACCCCUUUCAGGGGAGUAGACCCUCAACUCCCUAUGUAAAUCUCGUUGGGAGUGUAAGAAGUGAAUACAAAAAGGAAGUGAAAAAAAAAUUAUCCUCGUACAACUCCUUCUACUUCAAAGAAAUUAAAAACAAAAUUAACCACUUUAAGGUCAAGUCAGGUGAGGAAUGCUACUGCUCUAGGAAAAACACCCACUGUGAUGCUAGCAACGUACACAUUUCUGGAGGAGAAAAUAAUUUUUGUGAGAAAAGAAGCAUCAUAUUGAUUAAAAAAAGUGACAACAAAUCGGGAAUCAACAUUUUUGAUGAGUUUCUGGAUAUCUAUUUGCU